AUGUCCCAAGCCACCAGCACGAAAUGUGCCUCGCGAUGGGUGACGCGCAUCAUCCCCCUCAUCAUCACUGGCACAAGCGGCUAUGCUACCUACGUGGUCGUGGCCUAUCUAGGCGUCGACUACCUGUAUAGAACCAGGGGUGAGCAUGGCGCCGCCAUUUCGACAAUCACCCUCUACCUCUUCUUCUACCUCCUUACGAUCGCCGCCUAUCUACGAACGUUCCUAAAAAUCAAAGCGGACCCUGGCUUGGUACCGCUCGGCCCACAGGCACAACAAGCAUCAAGAGAAUCGAACAAAAAGAGCAGGCGCAGAAAGGAAGGAGACUUGGAAAGUCAUCCUUACUUCACAGGCCCCGAUCAGGACCCGGACAGCCCCGGCUUGGAAGGAUUCUACAGCAAGGACGUAUUUGCAUGCGAGAGUGACGGACGGCCGAAAUGGUGCUCAGAGUGCCGCAAUUGGAAGCCCGAUAGAGCUCAUCAUUCGAGCGAGGUUGAGCGAUGCGUACGAAAGAUGGAUCACUAUUGCCCCUGGGUCGGCGGCAUGGUGUCGGAGACCUCAUUUAAGUUCUUUGCCCAGUUCACUUUCUACUGCGCUUGUUAUUGCGCAGUUGCGCUGGGCCAGACAGCCUACUGUCUAGCUUUACAGGUGCGCGAUGGGACUGUGGACGGGAGAACGAUCUCAGGCGUCGCCAUCGCAGGUUUCUUUGGACUUUUUACAUUCCUCAUGACUGCGACUUCUUGGCGGUUCAUUUUACUUAAUAUCACCAACAUCGACGCCCUUCGAAAGUCCUGGGUCCAUCAGCUCGCAAUCAGGGUACCAAACGAUACCCGGCCCGGAAAUAGCUACGGCUUGAUCACAUAUCCUCUACCAAAGUAUCCACAAGGGAUACCUACCUCCUCGGACGCCACCAUCGAUAGCGAAACUCCCCGCGAUAGACUAGCUACGCGCACCUUUGCCAUUGUCAGGACCGAACCAGACGAAAACCCGUGGGAUCUCGGGUACGCUAGAAACUGGACGUCCAUUAUGGGGUAUUCCUUGAUCGACUGGCUUUUGCCCAUACGCGGGUCACCAUGCGCCAAUCAUGACAGCAUGGAGAGUGACUACGAGAUGGGCCCGUUUAUACAAACGCUCAGAGAACGGCACGGUCUACCUGGCCCAAGUGGUUCAUCUGGCGGAAUGGAGAUGCAGGAGCUGAGAGAUAGCAAUCGUUGA
Molecule: messenger RNA, 1212 nt
Organism: Colletotrichum paranaense
Lineage: Eukaryota; Fungi; Ascomycota; Sordariomycetes; Glomerellales; Glomerellaceae
Product: DHHC zinc finger protein
Exons: 3
Coding region: 1-1212 (403 amino acids)
Biological process (GO): peptidyl-L-cysteine S-palmitoylation; protein targeting to membrane
Cellular component (GO): Golgi apparatus; endoplasmic reticulum
Molecular function (GO): protein-cysteine S-palmitoyltransferase activity
Source: RefSeq, a predicted model, not a curated record